AUGUUGGAUGUCGAUGAAAUUCCUGAGAAGCCGACCAUGAACACUUUUGACAGUUUUCUGUCGGGAUUAGUUGGAGUUAAAGUAAGGCUACAGUCGAGAGAAUUAGCAUCAAGAUAUGGAGGUACUUGGAAUUGCUUCGUAACCACGAUAAAGCAAGAAAAGGCUGGUGUGGCAGGUAUUAACGCCUUAGUUUUCAGCUCAUAUACAUGGUUCUUACAAUAUCAAGAAAAGUUAACUGUAUCAACACAUCAAACACUUACUUCUCCGCAGCAACUACCGUUGUUAAGCCAUGUGUUUAUAGCAGGAAUCGGUGCUGGAAUAAUAACAAGUUUCGUCAGUUGUCCAAUGGAAUUGGUCAAAGUACAACUACAGAAUCAAACAAAAGCAAACGUGCUGAAAGGACCACUGGAUUGUUUUAAGCAGCUAUACGCGAGGGGAGGCGUGCGAUAUUGGUUCAAAGGAUUGGUCCCAACCACUUUACGUGAACUUAGUUUUGGACCCUACUUUUUAACAUACGAAAUUAUCUGUAGAGAAUUUGCAAAGAGAGAUAACACUCGUACGGAUCUAUGCGAGCUUUCAGGCCCGAAGGUUGUUUUGGCUGGUGGUACUGCAGGCAUUGUGGCAUGGUGUUCAACUUAUUUUGCAGAUGUUUUAAAAACGAGAAUACAAUCAGAACCAAGUAGAUAUAAAGGGAUUAUAGACUGUACAAGGCAAACCUAUAGCAGUGAAGGAUGGCGUAUAUUUUUUAGAGGGUUGACACCCACUAUAUUGAGAGCCUUUCCAUCUAACGCUGCUACCUUUGCAGCCUACACAUGGACAAUGAAUUUAUGUCAAAAAAAUCAGCUCUCAACCCUUCUCAAUGACAAAGCAGCUAUAUUCUAG
Molecule: messenger RNA, 882 nt
Organism: Mycotypha africana
Lineage: Eukaryota; Fungi; Mucoromycota; Mucoromycetes; Mucorales; Mycotyphaceae
Product: mitochondrial carrier domain-containing protein
Exons: 6
Coding region: 1-882 (293 amino acids)
Biological process (GO): mitochondrial L-ornithine transmembrane transport
Cellular component (GO): mitochondrion
Molecular function (GO): high-affinity L-arginine transmembrane transporter activity
Source: RefSeq, a predicted model, not a curated record